GAAGACAAAUAAUUAUUUUAAAUAAAAGACCAAUAUUAUAGCGACACACACGACGAAGCAGAGAAACGAACGAAGUUGGCAGCGCUGCGAAAGGCGAUUGUGGAACGUGUGGAACGCAAGCUGCGUGUGUGUGUGAACGUAUUUGUGUGUGAAAGGCAACGAGCUAACUGCUCAUGUCAUUUACUUUUUUUUUUAGCGAGCUGCAAGCUAAAUUGUCAAAGUGAAAAAAAGUUGAGAGCAGUUGAAGAAAAGAAGCGAAAACUGAAAAUUUAAUUCAUUUUAUUCAAAAACUCAAAGUGCAAAACGAAACCAUGGUUCCAACGUCUGUCCAGCCGCCGGAACGUCAUUUCGGCUACGUUUGCUCCAAGUGCCAGGCAGCUGCCUUUGUCGGACGUCGCUAUGCCUGCUGGAUGUGCAUUGGCUAUCAGCUCUGUGGCAACUGCUACGAUUCGGGCCAGUUGCCCCAGUUGCCGGAGCACAAGUAUUUCCAUCCCUUGGAGGUGCAUUAUACACGCGCCGAGUACGAGCUCUACUUUGGGGGCGAGGCCUACUCGGAGACGAAUGUGCCGCAGAGCUACAAGUGUGCGCUGUGCAAUCAGCUUGGAUUUACGACCUUGCAGCUCUACAAGCAUCUGUCGGACGUGCAUCGCGGCCACAGUGAUUUCGAUGAAUAUUUCAGCAUACUGUAUACCAGAUAUACGGCGGAUGCAGCAGCCGCCACGGUGCGUUUGACUGCGAAUGGCGGAAGUGUUUCGGCAAAUGGUUCGGCUUCUGGAUUUGGUUCUGGUGCUGGGUCUGGUUCGGGAUCAGGCUCUGGCUCUGGCUCGAAUUCGGGUUCGAUUUCGCGUGCGGCUACUACCCCGACAACGGGCUAUCUACGGCAGCGGGCAAUCGCCCCCGCGCAGCGCCCAAUGCUGCCUGUUGCCGCACAGCGCAACGUCAUCGAUUCAGCGGUCAGUUUCCGUGAGGCUGUACGCAUGACCCAGGCUCGACGCGCCGCUCUCUUGGAGCAGCAGGCAUUGAACGUGCUCGAGGAGCUGAGCUUUAGCAACAAUAACACUCCUCGUUACUAUACGACCAAUCAUUGUCUGAAUGUUGCAGUGCGAUCGCCUCAGGACCACGGAUCUCAUCUGCAGUUGCUGCAGCAGCAGCAGCACCAACAACUGCAUCAGCAGCUGCAGCAGCAACUGCAGCAACAGCCGUCGGUGUCGCAGCCUCCUGCUUCGGCACGCUCGGAUGGCAUCGUUUUGGAUGCUCGCACCAUGCGUAGUCCGAAAGUGACUCGCUUGCGCAACUUGCCGGCAACCAUGCGCCUGGGCACGCUCUUUCCCAAGGUGAGCUCGCAGAUGCCCAGGCGCACGGGCGGGGAUGAUUGGGUCUCGUACUGGGCGCACUCGUCGAGUCUGAUGGAUCAGCAGCAGCAUCGGGCCGAGAGGCUCAUGACCACCUAUGCGGACAUCCUGCGCGAUGUAUCCGGAAUCAGUGAUGGGCGGGACAAGAACAAAGACAAGGACAAGAAUAAGAGCAAGGAAAAGAGCAAGGAGAAGGCCAGCAAUGAGAGUGGCGAUUUGAAUAAAUUUCUAUGCACCAAGUUUCUAGACAUGGAGGAGUCGCAGUCGCAGUCGCAGCACAGUCUGCCACCAGAAGCAUAUCGUAUGCACUUCACUGAAGCUCUGCUGUGCUCCAUGCUGGCCGACGAGCAACUGGAGCCAGUUACAAUGCCAUUGGCAGCUCCCAUCGUGACCAAAGCACCACUAACAAGUACUGCCCCGGCCGAGGCCACAAAGGAGACUCUAGAGGAGGCGGGCAGCGACGUCGCUGCGCCAGUUUGCAACAUGGAUCGCUUCUAUAAGAAUCUCGAUCUGUAUAAAAAGUGGCUAGCUGACUUCGCCAUUAAGAAGCAGGAGCAGAACUCGAAGGUAGUCGCUGUGCCGGACAUGAUCUUGCAGGCAACACACGAUCCAGUCGGCAUCGACUCGGACAUGGAUCCCGACACCGAUGAGCGCGACGAAGAGGAUGAUGCGGCUAGCGGUGUGGACCAGGAGGUGGCUCAACCGAAUGUCGAGAGCAAUGUUGUGACUGUCAAUAUCAUCAAUGAGCACAAUAAUCCUCAGGUCGAGGACGACGACGUGGUUAUCGAAGUGGAUGAUGUCGAUGGCGAGGGCGAAGCUGAAGGGGAAGGUGAUGUUGAGGAUGAGGAGGAGGAAGAUUACGAUGAUAACUCGGGCUCGGAGACAUCCGAUUCAACUAUAGCCAUGCUGGUCAAUGAAAUUGAUCAGGUUUACGGUUACUAAGGGAAUUUUCGAAUAGAAAUUGACAAUGGGAGGAGUAUCCAUAUAAUGAGCGGUUAAUAGCGCGUAUGAAAGAGUUUAUGGAAAGAAAAUAAUACGAAAAAUGGAGCAGAAAAAUGCAAGAAAAAUAUAUAUACAAAU
Molecule: messenger RNA, 2432 nt
Organism: Drosophila arizonae
Lineage: Eukaryota; Metazoa; Arthropoda; Insecta; Diptera; Drosophilidae
Biological process (GO): synaptic signaling
Cellular component (GO): plasma membrane
Molecular function (GO): zinc ion binding
Source: RefSeq, a predicted model, not a curated record